AUGCCACUCUCCAAAUUUGAUAUAACAGCAUGUUCAAGAUUUGGCAGUAAAAAUUAUGACUAUUAUUUAUUUUGUAAUUAGGCUAAGCGCAAGAUUAUUUCACCUUAUGUUGAAAAUAUUUUUUUAAUACUUAAUCUAAGCAGUUGAACAGGUCAAGUCACAAAAUCAUGGGCCUUUGCCCAGUAAAAAGGGCCCAACCCGGUUUUAUAAACCGGGUUGAGAUAUGGGCCCAUUAGCUGUCUUCAUCCGCUGUGACCAAAUCAUUUUCCGAUUGCGUUGGAUCGAACUCGCUGUCCAAUGUGGAGAAGUAACUCACUCGCCUAAACUCCAAUCCUUCUCCGUUUCUCUUCCUCCGCACAUCUCACAGCCAUGGGGCCCUCGCUCGAUCCAAUUCCACCGCCCCUGAGUCCACGUCAGCCGCGGAUCCUGUGACUUGGUCUCAAUCCGGGCCCGAUGAUCGGUGCAUCGCCACGCCUCCAGCCGUUGGUUUGGUGGCAUCCGCGUCGGCGGGCAAGGCUGACGGCUAAAUUCCACGAACGUACGUCAUGGGAGAUGAUAUCCGCCAUUUGUGCCCGGGAAAAAAAACAUCUCCAGUGAUGGGAAAGACGCGUAAACCAAACACGCGAAAGUGUCUUGCGUGUAUACAAUACACGCGUUACUCUCAUGCGUGUUUUAUUGAAAACACCCAAUCGGGUGAAUUUCCAGUUUCAAAACACCCGGCCGGGUGAAAUAUUUAAGACAGGAGUCGUCCAGAGAGAACACCCGGUCGGGUGAUUUUAACUUUCAAAUCACCCGGCCGGGUGAAAUUUUAUCACGGGAAACAUUUUUUUUCCGGGUACAAAUGGCGGAUAUUAUCUCCCAUGACGUACAUUCGUGGAAUUUACCCCAAGGCUGACUUGGUUAGGCACUACAGCAGAUGCUAUUGGGAGCUCUCCAAAGCUCGAUUAAGCAUGCUUGUCGUGGCCACCUCUGGUACUGGAUAUAUUCUUGGAAGCGGUAGUUCGAUUGACUAACUCGGCCUUUGCUGCACAUGUGCAGGAACCAUGAUGGUUGCAGCUGCGGCUAACUCCUUAAACCAGGUGUUUGAGGUUAAAAAUGAUGCAAGGAUGAAUAGAACCAGAUUAAGACCACUACCAUCCGGGCGUAUUACCAGACCUCAUGCGGUUAUGUGGGCAUCUUCUAUGGGUAUAGCAGGCACUGCUCUGCUGGCUUGCGAGGCUAAUAUGCUGGCAGCAGGCCUUGCAGCUUCCAAUCUUGUCCUCUAUGCAUUUGUAUAUACUCCUCUAAAACAAAUUCAUCCAGUAAACACCUGGGUUGGAGCUAUAGUUGGUGCAAUCCCACCUCUCCUUGGGUGGGCUGCAGCUUCUGGCCAGAUCUCACUGAAUUCAAUGAUGCUUCCUGCUGCUCUAUAUUUUUGGCAACUACCUCAUUUCAUGGCCCUUGCAUACUUAUGUCGCAAGGAUUAUGCCGGUGGAGGGUUCAAGAUGUUCUCACUUGCUGAUCCUUCUGGCUACAGAACAGCCUGGGUUGCACUGAGGAACUGUCUUUAUUUGCUUCCGUUGGGUUACCUGGCUUAUGACUGGGGUAUUGCAUCAGGGUGGUUCUGUGUGGAGUCGACACUACUUGCUCUUGCAAUCAGUUCCACUGCAGGAUUAUUUUUGUUCAACCGUACAACAAAAAAUGCACGAAGGAUGUUCCAUGCCAGCCUCCUUUAUCUUCCCGUGUUCAUGGGUGGGCUCCUAGUACACCGGUGUUAUGAUAACGAGCUGUCUGCUACUGUGGAGAAUUCAAAUCAAUUAGCUGAGCUGCCAUCAUCGUCCUCCUUAGAUGGAGACCGGACCAGAUCUUCCACCCGGAAAAACGGAAGACCUGCUUCAUCACGACCUCCGGUAGCAUAUGGCUCUGUCGCUCCUUUUCCAUUCUUACCAGCGCCAUACAUCAGCAACUAAGAUGUUGUAUCUGUGUACUUGUGAAGAAGUUGAUUGUGGAAUUUUACACAUAUGUACGAGACGCAUAGCAUAAUUUGCGGAAACUUUUUGUUUGAUGGUGACGAUAAAUACUAGACUAAAGGCCCAAAAUGGUCCCUAA
Molecule: messenger RNA, 2088 nt
Organism: Salvia splendens (bonfire salvia)
Lineage: Eukaryota; Viridiplantae; Streptophyta; Magnoliopsida; Lamiales; Lamiaceae
Product: protoheme IX farnesyltransferase, mitochondrial-like
Exons: 7
Coding region: 1044-1949 (301 amino acids)
Biological process (GO): heme A biosynthetic process
Cellular component (GO): mitochondrion; membrane
Molecular function (GO): protoheme IX farnesyltransferase activity
Source: RefSeq, a predicted model, not a curated record